AUGGUUUCAACAACAACAGUUAAAAAUGAUGAAUUAGAUAAAUAUUUAAAAAUGAAUAUUGAAGAUAUUUAUAAACAAUCAAAUCCAUUACCAUUUUGGAAACAUCACCAGCACAAGUUUCCAUGUUUAUCAUUGCUCGCUCGACGUCUUUUUUCUAUACCAGUUACUUCAGCUGCAGUCGAGCGUUCUUUUUCUGCUGCAGGUUUAGCUGUUACUGAACGUCGUUCUUCUCUUGAUCCUGAUACCGUGAACAACAUUCUUUUUGUCAGAUCCAUUCAAAAUCUUCUUGAACGAAAUCCAGAUUUUUUUUCUUAA
Molecule: messenger RNA, 315 nt
Organism: Rotaria sordida
Lineage: Eukaryota; Metazoa; Rotifera; Eurotatoria; Philodinida; Philodinidae
Source: the annotation of a GenBank genome assembly